AUGGCCCUGCGGAUGAUUCGCGGUUACCGGACGGUGGCCACCGAAGCGGCGUUUGCAUUAGCCGGUACCCCUCCAUGGGACCUGGAAGCCCGUGUGCAUGCGGAAAUCUACUCCCGCACUGCAGCAGCAAAGGAAAGAGGGGAACGGGUGCCACCAGAUUGGCGUCGCCAAGCGCGAAUGCUGAUAAUGCGCACCUGGCAAGACCAAAUGGCAUCUCCAACUGCCGGUCACAGAGUUGUUGCAGCAAUUCGGCCAGUACUGGAGGAUUGGGUGGCGCAGCGUAAUGGCACUCUCUCCUACCGGAUGGUGCAGAUGCUGACAGGACAUGGGUGUUUCGGUCACUACCUGCACCAUACGGCCAGACGGGAGCCAACGCCUCAGUGCCAUCACUGUACGGAGGAGGACGACACGGCGCAGCACACGCUCGUUGCCUGCCCAGCCUGGGUCGCACAACGGGCAGAACUCUGCGCCGCUAUAGGACCAGACCUGACACUCCCGGACACUCCCGGACAUAAUAAGAGCACUAGUCCGGUCGAGAGAAGCCUGGCAGGCGGUCUCUGCUUUCUGCGAGUCCAUCAUGACGCAGAAGGAGGCCGCUGA
Aricia agestis (brown argus) is the source of this 600-nucleotide messenger RNA. RefSeq lists its product as uncharacterized. The transcript has a single exon. The record is from RefSeq and is a predicted model, not a curated record. NCBI's taxonomy places the organism in Eukaryota, Metazoa, Arthropoda, Insecta, Lepidoptera, Lycaenidae. The coding region runs from base 1 to 600 and encodes 199 amino acids.